Messenger RNA from Cyclopterus lumpus (lumpfish), 9487 nucleotides. Its product is annotated as mediator of RNA polymerase II transcription subunit 13-like. The record is from RefSeq and is a predicted model, not a curated record. Bases 1476 to 7814 code for a protein of 2112 amino acids. The transcript is spliced from 31 exons. Gene Ontology annotation, biological process: regulation of transcription by RNA polymerase II. Gene Ontology annotation, molecular function: transcription coregulator activity. Gene Ontology annotation, cellular component: mediator complex. Lineage: Eukaryota; Metazoa; Chordata; Actinopteri; Perciformes; Cyclopteridae.
UGGGCUGGACGAUCGUGCGCGAAGAACUGCUCCAGCGGCGCGACGCGUGAAGCAAACCGACACCGAGGGCGAGGAUGACACACUCGGGUUACGCGCACACUUAUUUACCAAUAUAAUAACGCGCUCCGAGAGAUAAACAACGGGCGGAGGAGUGAGGAGAAAACGUGCACAUGUUGGGAGGAUUUAAUUCAAUUAUCAAAUCAUUUCUCGAGGAGGAGGAUUCGCUUUUUGUGUGUGUGUGUGUGUGUGUGUGUAAAUGUCGUGGUGGUUUAUAGAGAGAUCUGCGGCGUGCAGCAUAUUCUUCACGUCAGUGAUCGGCGCCAGACAACGACUGUCACUUUUGUUUAAACUGUGCAUUUAAAAAAAAAAAAAAAAAAAAAAGGGGGAAAAAAAUAGAUUUUUUUUUGGGUUGUGUGUGUGCAAGAUUGAGGGUGUUGUGGCCGCGAGAGGACGUUUCGUAAUGAUAUAAAACUGAAAGGAAGGAAGGAUUUUUUUUGUUGUUCUUCUUCUUGUUUCAAACCUCGGUCUACAGAAGCCUGCUUGUCGUUUUCCUGGCGGCGGAGUGUAAGAAUAGUUUUUUUUCUUUUUUUUUUUUCUUCUCGUCUGAACGCUUUUUGACUCAUGAUUCGAGGUUACAGGGAGCCCGCUCGACUCGGUCCGCCCCGCCACGGAGGAGCACCGGGGGCUUUUCUUCCCCAGCGACCCCUCGUCUGCGGGCCGUUUAAUUGAAGAGCAACAGAGGGAUUAAACAUUCCAGCUCGCGCGAGGCGGACCCGGGUUACGUUUGCGAGAGGAACGGUUGUGGGUAAGAAAGAAGGCUAUAAAUAGCUCAUGCAAUUCUCGAAAACUAUCACAAGUGGUGCAUCAGCGUGUGGAGCGGACGGAACCCGAUAUCCUGCAUGCAACGGCUCGGCUUUAAGUUCAGCCGAUUGCUUUGCACAGCGGACAACGUGGGAUUAUUUUUUUUGAAGAAGUUUUGUCUCCUAAUUUCGCAUUUUUUCCCCUCGGGGGUGGUGGUUGGGGGGGUGGCUGCUGCUCCUCCUCGGCGCUUCGAGAAAAAAAAGGAGAUCGUUUCCUCAUGGAUUAUGCUCAUUUAAUGAUGAAACUAUCUGCGGGAAGACGGGGCUGAUCGUCCUCUCCGUGUGGAUUGAGAUGGAUACGUCUCCGUGCUCCCCGCCUUGGACAAUGAUCACGUUUGGAAUCGCCUGACCUGGUUUUGUACCAAUGUUUUGAUCCCCGCACACGCUCGGAUUUACAUUACAACGUUACAUCCGCUGGGGGCUUUCUUUUCUGAAUACGCCCAUUCCUCUUGCCCGACACAUCCCGAGAGUCUAUUAUCUGGACCUCUUGUGAGGUUAUACGCCGGCUCGUGUCGGCAGACUCGUGCGGGAUCCCAUUUGUCAGCCCUGCUCGGUGUUUAUACCGAUGUAGGAUUCCGACAUGCGCAGCGCGGACGACCCCAACGGCGGACGAGUAUGACUACAACAGCGAAUUGGGUGGCUAACGGGGCAAGCCUUGAGGACUGCCACUCCAACAUCUUCUCUCUGGCGGAGCUGACGGGCAUUAAAUGGCGUUGCUACAGCUUCCGUGGCAGCGGGGAGUACGGGCCGGUGAUCUCCGCCCCGGCCCAGGACGACCCGGUUCUGCGCAGCUUCAUGCGCUGCGUGCAGGCCAACCUGCUGUGCGUAUGGCGCCGCAAAAUCAAGCCCGACGCCAAGGAGCUGUGGAUCUUCUGGUGGGGCGAAGAGCCCAACCUCGCCGAUGUCAUUCACCGCGAGCUGGAAGUGGCUGAGGAGGGUCUUUGGGAGUGCGGGCUGUCCUACGAGUGCAGGACCCUCUUAUUCAAGGCCAUACACAACCUGCUGGAAAGAUGUUUGAUGGAUAAAGGCUUUGUGAGGAUCGGGAAGUGGUUCUUCAAGCCACACGAACUGCAAGAAAGGUUGUUGGGCAACAGUGAACACCUUUCGUGCUCCUUCUCCUUCUUCCUCCACGGGGAGAGCAACGUGUGCACGAGUGUGGAGAUCGCCCAGCACCAGCCUGCACACCACAUCACAGAGCACCACAUCUGCCUCGCACAGACCUCCAUCACACCAGUGCAAGUUAUCCUGAGUCCGUACGGUCUGAGCGCCACUCUCACGGGUCAGGCCUACAAGAUGAGUGACCCGGCGGCACGGAAGCUGAUGGAGGAGUGGAGCUACUUCUACCCCGUGGUACUUCCGCAGAAAGAGGGAAGUGGAGAAAAGGAAAAAGAAGAAGAAGCGAGCCAGGCCUAUGAUCGCCACUGUCACGCGGCAGUGGAGGUCAUCGUGGGUGGAGUAAGGAUGACCUACCCAGCUGCUUUAGUGCUGAUUGCCCAGGUGGACCUACCAUUGGAGCAGCCUCCACCGGUUCCUGCAGCUCAAGGCCUCAGCAGGGAGCCAAACCACUGCAGUGUGCCGCUCACACCGCCAACGUCACCGCAGCAGCCCUGUUCAGCGGACAGCGGCUUUGUGACCUCCAUCUCCAGUGUCCCCACACCAGACAACAGCAUGGGGGUCGCCAGCAUCAGCCCAAAGCAUUCUGGGAAGAAGCUAACCUGUCAGGUAGUCCAUCAGGCCUGGAGGGAGUGCUAUCUCAACCAGCCUCAGCAUGAAUUGAAUCCGCCAACUGACAUGUCGCUUAAGAAAGAAGUGCCUAAUGGAGUAACCACGUGGGACUUCAGCGAUCUGGGAGCAAGAGCGUCCUGCAGCUGCUCCAGGUUGAAGCAGCAGAAGUUGAAUCUGACCACCACAUCCACUGCCAACCCCCAGACCAGUGCCAACCCCACUCAGUCCUCUGGCCCGUCAUUAUACCCUCCCUCCCUGCCCAAACACAAGACCAGUGACAAGACAGAAAAGGCUGACAAACAGUCCAAGAGGCCAGCCAUGAUCCCCUUCCACCACCGUCUAUCUGUCAAUCAGGAGACCCCUCUGGAACAAGACUCACCGGGAGGGCCUCAGCUUGGGGGUCUUGGGGGUCUGGAGCCAUCCAUGGAGCCUCUGGCAACUCUGCCAAGCUGCAAGUAUCCCAAACCCCUCUCCAAUGGCAGAAAAGCCCCUGAGUCUCUUCUCCAUUCGCCAAUGUCUCCACUUCCGCCCACACUCAGCCCACACCCCCGAAUGCAGGAUCAAGAGAUCCUGGAUGGGCCUAUGGAUAUGCCUGUCUGUCAGGACGGGGCUUUAGGGCUGGGGUUGAUGCCCAGCGAGACUGCAAUGUAUACAGCUGUGCUGAGGCAGAGGGAGAAUGGGGCCGGCUGGUGGAGAGGCUUCAGGACUCCAAGGACUGAUCAGACUGACUACAGACCCUGUGAACUCCCCACUGAUAAAUUAGAAGAAGUGAGGACAGAGAUUGCCACUGAAGGAGCUCUGCUAAAAAGACUAUAUACACAGACUCACAAGAGAUUUAAGAUCUCAGAGGAGCGGGUGAGGGACCACAUCCACACUUUGGGCCUGUUCCAGCAGCCAGGUGUGGAGGCACUGCGGGAGCCUGGGGAUGAUCCCUACGACUUUAAGGAAGGAGACAUCGAGUACACGUUCUCCUCUUCCAAGAGGUUAAAGGGUCAAGGACGAGAACCCAGCAAGAAGUGCAAGGGAGAAGAAAUCACCAGCAAUGGGGCACUGCCUGAUGGGAAAGAUGCUAUGUCCAUUUUUAACUCUGGUCCAAAAUCAGAUGAAUCCAGUCAAGAUGAUGGAGCUGCCAAAGCCAACCCUUCUCUGACCAGAGAAAAAGAUCUUGUGGUCAACAUCUCUGAUCUAGACAACAUAUUUGAUGAAGAUGAGGAAGAGCUGGGGCACUCAACCAAGCUCCCAGUAUCAACAGAAGAUCGUCCUCUGGGGAAAGAAGGGAGAGUUGCUGUACCUUAUCCAUCAACAGUAGCAGACCUCCAGAGGAUGUUUCCCACGCCUCCUUCCUUAGAGCAACACCCAGCCUUCUCUCCCAUCACAACCUAUCGUGACACUCCAAGCCAAGAGCCCCCUGCACCCAGCGGAGUGGCUGACCACCUGCUGCCUUUAGCCUCCUCCCAGUUCACGGAGUACAGGAUGGAGAUUGAGGAGGGCAUGGACAGUCCCAGGCAGGAGGAUAUCAAGCCACAAAUCGGCUCCUCCAUGUUUGCUCCACUCUCCUGCUUACCCAGCCGGGCUCUACCACAACUCAAGAUUACCGAGCAAUGUUACUAUCGUCCUUCCUGGACCCUCUUGCCCAAAAUGGAGCAUUUCCCGGUCAUGCAUUCCCAGAAUACCACUUUCAUCAGAGAUGGAUACACAAACAUGCCAAGUGUCACCAACCUCUCAGACCAGGAGUACGGCCAGAUGAGUGGCACCACUGCCUCUGUGAGCACCUCCGUUGGCAUCCUCCAAUCUCCUGCCACUCCCCGUUUCUCUGUGCCCACUCCACGAACCCCUCGUACCCCCAGGGGUAUUAACGCUGCGAGCUCUGGGCAGGGUUCCGUGAAGCAGGAUGGUACUGAGCUCAGCUCACCGGUUUCCACGCCCUGCACCAGCCUGCCUCUUAGCUCUGUAGAUCCCCUAGCUCGGCCAGGGCCCUCCCUUCCUGAGGCCCACAGCCUGUACGCUAUCCUGCUGCUCUCAGACUCCGUCCUCAACGUCUUCAAGGAUCGCAAUUUUGACAGCUGCUGUAUCUGUGCCUGCAAUAUGAAUGUCAAAGGAGCAGAUGUGGGGGUGUAUAUCCCUGAUUCCACUUGUGAAGAUCAGUACCGCUGUAUGUGUGGCUUCAGUGCCAUUGUGAACAGGCGGCUGGCCCAUGGCACGGGCCUCUUUCUGGAGGACGAGCUGGAUAUUUAUGGCCGGACUUCUGAGGUAGGCCGGGCGGCCGAGAGGAGGCUGGCUCUUUGCCGGCGGGACCCAACUAUGGGUGACCCCAGGGCCAAGCGUGCGCAGGACACAGCCCCCGCCUCUCCGUUAGUCAUGAUCCUUCUGCAGGAGCACUGUUCCCAGCCUAUUUCCUCCCUGGCGUCCCUGCAUUUUCCCCUCAGCUGUUCCUGCCAUGGCCGCAAGGGAGCACUGCUCCAAAGCUGGAUGUCGGAAAAGCAGUGGGCAGAUGGUAGUGAUGCCUGUGUGGACUGCUACAAUGCCUUUGAGCAGGGGUUGCAGUAUGUGGAUAACCCCACAGGAGGGAAAGUAGAUCCAGCUGUUGUCAGAAGUACAGCUCUUCACUCCUGGCCUCAUACAAAUGUGGUGGACAUGAACAUGUUGUCGUCCCAGGACAUGGUUCGUAUGCUGCUUUCUCUGCAGCCUUUCUUGCAGGAUGCAAUCCAGAAGAAGAGAUCAGGACGAACCUGGGAAAACAUCCAGCAUGUUCAGGGUCCUCUCACCUGGCAGCAGUUCCAUAAGAUGGCCGGCAGAGGCUCCUACGGUUCGGAGGAGUCACCAGAGCCCUUGCCCAUCCCAAAAGUGUUACUGGGCUAUGACAGGGACAGGGACUUCUUGGCAUUGUCUCCUUUGGCGUUACCUUUCUGGGAGAAGUUGCUGCUGGAGCCGUAUGGGGGGCAACGGGAUGUGGCUUAUGUGGUGCUGUGUCCCAAUAGCCCCUCUCUGCUGGGUGCAGCCCGCGCCUUCUUCCAGGACCUCAGCGCUGUUUAUGAGACGUGCCGUCUAGGGAAGCACCGUCCUCUGGCCAAGGUGUCCAGGGACGGCCUGGUGCGCGUGGGAGAAGAAGUGGAACCAGAAAAGCUGGAGGAGCUGGAUGUGGACCAGUGGGUGUCUGGACCCUGGGCUGGACAGCAGCACGCCGACAACCUCAGCAAACUUAAACUCUACGCUUAUGCCUGCAAGCAGCAGCUUGGUCCCCAGCUGUCAGCCCUUCCGUUGGACAGCAGUCUUCUGUUGCCUCCCAAAGUUCAGCCUCCUUUAAACCCCACAUCCUCAACACAGCCUGCCUCUUCGGGGCGGCCUCAAGCUUGGGGCCCUGAUGGUGAACAAGCUCCAGGGGCCGUCAGUUCAGGAAAUGCUUCGACCCCGACUGCAGCAACCUCAAACCAGACAGGGGAGACGACCCAAGGUGCACCCUGCGACGCCAAAGGGCCCUCCAGUGCCACACCCCCAGCCAGCACACCAGCAGAAAACCCUGAACUCACUGCUGAGCAGUCUAGGAUCGGCAUCCCCACUGUGGCCGAAUCAAUGGACAGCCUCGCCAACCCACCAGCUAUUGUUAUUUACAUAGUGGACGCUUUUCUUAGCUCAAGCGGAGCGAGAAAUGAAGGGGGCGAGGAAGAAGAGGGUGACGAAGUGGAGGCCAGUAGCAUUUGGCUACUAGGGCUACUUCGCUGCUACACAGAGAUGCUACAGACUCUGCCUGAGACCAUGAGACCUGCACUGGUACUACAGGUGGUGCCGUGCCAGUACCUCCUCCAGCCGGCCAGUGGGGAGAGCCAUUUCUACCUGCAACAUCUGCGCUCCCUGUCCUUCUCCUGCUACUCCCAAUGCAGACGUCUGAUGCCCCGACAUACACACAUCAAGUCCCUGACUGGCUUUGGUCCUGUGUCAACUGUUAACUCUGUCCUUAAGAGUCCAGAGCAUCCCAGCCCAAUGCAGCUGUACACUCCGCCUUUCAUCCUUGGUCCGACCCGUUCCAAGCAGCCAGAACCAGGGGAGGUAUGGGCAGAGCUCCCUCCCAAAUACAAUGUGCUCUUUGUUGGAUACUGCCUAUCACAUGACCAGCGCUGGAUCCUUGUGUCCUGCACUGACCAGCAGGGGGAGCUCCUGGAGACCAGUAUUAUCAACAUUGAUGUACCCAACAGAGCGCGACGUCCCAAGGUUUCAGCCAGAAAGAUGGGACUGCAGAAGCUUUGGGAAUGGUGCAUUGGCAUCAUCCAGAUGACCUCACUGCCAUGGAGGGUUGUGAUCGGUCGAUUAGGCAGGCUGGGGCAUGGAGAGCUGAAGGACUGGAGCUCACUCCUCGGGGAGCAUUCCCUCCAUUCAAUAGGGCGUCAGCUGAAGGAGGCUUGUCGAAUGUGUGGCAUCUCAGCUGCUGACUCCCCCAGUAUCCUCAGUGCCUGCCUGGUCGCCAUGGAGCCACAGGGUUCCUUUGUGAUCAUGCCCGAUGCAGUCACCAUGGGCUCAGUGUUCGGACGCAGCACUGCUCUAAACUUGCAGACCUCGCAGCUGAACACACCUCAGGAUGCUUCCUGUACGCACAUCCUCGUCUUCCCAACUUCUGCCACCACCCAGCUGGCCCCCAGCUCCUACCCUACUGAGGACAAUAAUGACGACAUGUUCGAUUUGCCCUUUCCUGACGAACUGGAGAACGACAUUGGCCAUGACAUGAUGCUCAUCACAGGGAACCUCCACCCGUCCCCCAACACCUCUCCUGUGGCCUCACCUGGCUCUCCGUCCGGGAUGGGAAUGGGUUCACAUUUCCAGCACACCAAGAACCAGGGAGAGCGCUUGCUGUCCAGGGACAGUCCACCAGAAGAGCUGAAGCAGCAGCCACUUGCUCUGGGCUACUACGUCUCCACUGCACAAGCAAAUGGACUUCCUCAUUGGUUCUGGGCCUCCUGUCCGCAGGCUGAGAGCCAGUGUCCACUCUUCCUCAAGGCCUCCCUCCACCACCACAUCUCCAUAGCUCAAACAGAUGAGUUGGUGUGCGACAAGACGAAGAGGCCCCCUCACCCCUUGGACUCAAAGACCACCUCGGAUGUGCUCAGGUUCGUUUUGGAGCAGUACAACGCCCUCUCCUGGCUGACGUGUACCCCUGCCACCCAGGACCGGCAGUCCUGCCUGCCUGUCCACCUGGCUGUACUGAUCCAAAUGUACAACGCCAUCCUGAACAUGCUUUAACCGUGUGAGACUUCAAGGACGGCUCUAGGGGGCUGAUGGUUACCUUCAUUUCCUCUGUGCCUAUGCUUCCUCCUUCUGGUCACCAGAGAGCACCAGAGCUCUUCUGUUGCUUUGGGUCGGCAUGGAAUAAAUGGCUGAAUAAAAGACAGGGCAAGUCAGACUCUCCCAUGCCUGGAAUGUAAUUAAUAAGAAGAGAGAAAUGCUCUGAACAAUGACGUAUCUUGUGGUCCACGACACCCUGCAAACCCAGUACAGUUUGUACCUUCACGACUGGUCCUGUGUCAGUUAUGGUACUUUCUGAGGAGGAGAACAGAUGGAUCUAUCCAACUAUGCCCAUUAUUGACAUAUCACAAUUACAGUUACUUUUUCCAGAUCAAAAUCGCAUUAUGUCCCACUCGGGCAUUUGAUGACACAUUGGAUAUUUACAGAGAAGCUAUUUACGAGUCUCUUACCACCUUCACCUGUGAAAAAGGACGUCUGUGCAGGGCCACAUAACUCCAUACUGUACAACCAGCAAAGUGGCAUGACUACACAAACACAUGGCUUUGUUACAUCAAUGAUGCUUUUACAUUUUUGUAUAAAACUGCACUGUUGAGCUUCUUGGGACUUGCAGUCGGUCGAUAAACCUUCUACUUUUACUCUGAAAGGGGCACUUUUUCCUCACCUUCCAAAGUGUUGUAGAUAUGAACACAAUGGAAAAAUAUUUGACCAGUUAAAGACAGAAGUGUUGUUUAUAAUGUAAGACAUACAUUUGCAAAGAAUUUAAACUUAUUUUUAAUAUUUAAAACAAGAAAAGGAGAAACUUAAACAAGGCCUUUUUCCCAAUUGACUGUUAAUUGUCUUGGGAUCUGAAAAAAAAAUAAAGUAAUUUUAAUGCAAUUGUAAAGAUGCCAUAUUUAUACAAAUUAUAUCAUGUCAUAGAAUUUGAUAUAAAUAUAUAAAUAUAUAUAUAUGAAUAUACAUAUAUAUAUAUAUAUUACCUCUUCCAAGCAGGCACUUAAUGAUAAAGAUGAUGGACACAACCAUCUCUUUAGAAGUGGACACAGUCUGAACAUUUAUCUUUUUUUUACUUUCUACAGAUACUGAACCUUUUACCUUUUUAUUUAAUGAGUUUAAAUUAAACUAAUUGAUGCAGGAGAUACAGUAUACUCUAUAUUUAUAAAGUGUUCCUCCUCUGCUAAAAAAAACUUGAAAUAGGCAGUAGAAGACCAUGAUAUUUGAACAUUGCAAGGUUAUUAAAUAUUUAAGAACGAUGCUUUAUUUCAUUGGCUCUCCCAAAUGAUGUCAAGCAAACCAAUAGAAAGGCCUGUCUCUUCAGCUUCACCCAGUCUGCUCUUUGUUAGAUUUCUAGCAUGUUUGUAUAUACACUUUUCAGCUGUGUUUUUUGGAAUUUUCUUAAAGCUGUACAUUUCAUGCUGGUUGGUUUACUUUCAAGUGAUUCAUAUCAAAGUAUUUUCUUUUUUUGCUGAGCUUUUUUGAUAUACAGUAUACAGUACAAAAGUCAUUUAAUUACAGCCAAGAGGUUGAAUUGCCAAGUAAGUGUACACAAAUGUACAGAUGAGGGCAAGUUAGCAAAAAAAUGUUACAUCUGUCAUCACUUUGAAUAUCAAACAGAUCCAGAUCUGUUACUUUUACACUCUUUUUUAGUAAAUUAUUAAAACUCCUGAAAAUUA